CCAUUUUCAAUUCUGUAAAGUUUAUAAAAAUGGGAAAGUUGCAGCACGUUUGAUUGAGCAUCUGACCCGCCUGUGUUUUUUCAACUUUUUCCCCUCAUCUCUCUCGCCAUUCCCAUUUCUCAUCAUUACUCUCUGUGGGGUAUGUAUAUAUUAAAUUGGAAUUUCACCACGUGAUAGUGAUGCCACCUGCUUUUCUCUCCCUUUAAAAUGGCAUUAUUGGUGUAUGUGACUAUGUGUACUCCAGGGUUUCUGUUUCCCUCCAUAUAUUAAUCCCUUUCCUCACUGCAAACCCUCAUCUCCUUUCUCCAUCUCCACCUCCACACAAGAUCAACUAUGAGCCCCUUGAAUGUGGAAGAAGAGGGCCAUGAGGGCAAGAGGAGACCCAACUUCCCAGGCCAUGAAAGCUUCAAGAGGAGCUCAGUUGAUCCUGUUGGGUUGAGAAUCCUUACACAGUUCUCACAUGGCGAAUCCAACCUUGUCCUUAAAUCUGCAUGCAGGUUGAGGGUUCCAACCCCUCCUCCACCCAGUGGCGCCUCUCCUGAGAGUUGCUUUCUCAAAUCAUGUUAUCUCUGCAACAAGGAGUUAACCCCUGAUAAAGACAUAUACAUGAGGAGUGAUGAAGGCUUUUGCAGUGUAGAGUGCAGGAACAGACAGAUAGUAAUGGAUGAAACGAAAGAAAUAGAGACUUCAACCAAGAAAAUUCUAGCAUCUUCCCGGCAUUGCCGCUCUGCUGGUGGGUGUGAGACCUGUGUGCUCCUAGAGGACCUUCGGCGGCGAAGGAAGCCAAUCUCUCGCCAUAAAAAUCAAGCAUUAGUCUCAUAGUUAACACCCAUUUUCCUGGGUUUCUUUUUUCAGACCAGGAGGAUUGUAUGGAAGGUAGACAAAUAGGAAGUGGAAGAAAUGAGUGAGGGUAGUUGAAAUAUCUUUGUAGCAUUAAUUGUAUUACGUGUGAUCACACAAUGAAGAUGAAUUUGAAGCCA
Molecule: messenger RNA, 980 nt
Organism: Vitis vinifera (wine grape)
Lineage: Eukaryota; Viridiplantae; Streptophyta; Magnoliopsida; Vitales; Vitaceae
Product: FCS-Like Zinc finger 17
Exons: 2
Coding region: 334-822 (162 amino acids)
Source: RefSeq, a predicted model, not a curated record